Messenger RNA from Puccinia graminis f. sp. tritici CRL 75-36-700-3, 573 nucleotides. RefSeq lists its product as uncharacterized. Lineage: Eukaryota; Fungi; Basidiomycota; Pucciniomycetes; Pucciniales; Pucciniaceae. The record is from RefSeq and is a predicted model, not a curated record. The transcript has a single exon. Bases 1 to 573 code for a protein of 190 amino acids.
AUGAUUGUCAGGGCAAACGCUUUUGCUUAUCGGGUCAAGACAGAAAAAGGAGCGUUGGUCGUAGACAUAUCAGUAAUGAGGAAAGAAGUACGAGAAAAGGCCUGGGCAAUCACAAGGAAGCUAGACGAACUUGACUUCUUGGAUAACCCUUAUGCCUAUGGGGGCGUCAAAUUUGGUUGCGACCCAAAAACCGGAAGACCGAAACUGGCGAAAGGUCAUAAGUCAACCUCCGACAUUAUCAACCACGUACCAGCCGGCCUGUCUGAAAAAAACGGAUUCAGGGGCAAUACUUCAAGAAACCGAGGUGGCUACAGAGGAAGAUACCUCGGCCCCAACGAUCAAAGCAAUCAAUACUUCGACGACAGACGAGAAGCGAGGCAUUUCCGAGAAGAUGAUAACAGAUCAUGGGGGCAAAGGAGCAGCUACGGCAACAACCGAUACAACCCCAACAACAAUAACCAAACUGAUGAACGUCAACCCAACAAUUUCAGAGGUAGAGAGCAACGGGGAGGAGGGUCAAGUUCUCGUGUUCAAUCGGGGAAGAAAGAAUCCAAGGAGGGGAAAGAUAUGUAG